This is a messenger RNA of Panicum virgatum (switchgrass), 1625 nucleotides long. Its product is annotated as F-box protein At2g05970-like. The coding region runs from base 313 to 1362 and encodes 349 amino acids. Gene Ontology annotation, molecular function: protein binding. The transcript has 3 exons. The record is from RefSeq and is a predicted model, not a curated record. NCBI's taxonomy places the organism in Eukaryota, Viridiplantae, Streptophyta, Magnoliopsida, Poales, Poaceae.
GGAAAAGAAAAAAAAUAAACCACCGUGGAUCACGCGGGGGAGGCCCCAUUGCCGGAAGCCGAUCUCCGUGCUUCGGGUUUCUCGAGAAAUUGCCCGGAAAUCCCCCACCUCGUCGACUGCUCCUGAGCUCUUCCCCGAUAGACCCCCCACUGCAUCCUCUGCUCGUCCCCGCGGCUCCUGCAAUCACUGUUGUUCUCGGCGGUGAGCAACAGGACUUGCUCGCUCCUCAUUCUGCUGAAGUUCUUAGAUAUUCUUGGUCCACUCCUGUUGUCAAGUUUGGGCUUCUACAACAGCUAACUGGUUAAUAGUGACAUGUCUGCAAAGGUGCCAAGGCACCAAGAAAUUACCUCUAGUGGCAUGGCAGAUUGGGCUACUCUUCAAACUGAUAUUGUUGGUGUAAUAAUAAAGAAGCUCGCAAUCCCUGAUUACAUCAGAUUUCGUGCUGUGUGCACAUCUUGGAACCAUGUCUGCAAGGAUGUUUCAUACAGUCCAAGGGUGGACCCAUGGCUGAUGCUGCCCCAAAAUCCGAAUCCGCUUGGUGCUCAGUUUUUUUGCAUUCCUGAAAGAAAGAAUCAAAACAUCCGUCUCCCUAGUACUGCCUCAUUUUUCGGAUCUGUCUGGGCUCCAGUUGGUUCUUUGAAUGGAUGGCUUAUCUAUUUCAGUCAAACUUAUGGAACCAUGCAGCUGGUCAACCCCAUCAGUGGCAGCCAGAUCCAACUCCCCCCAAUCGGACGCAGGCCCUUUGCUAAGGCCAAGCUGCUUGAAAUGAACGAGAGGAACUUUAUCGUUGUUGUCCUCUAUGGUGACGAGAAAGGUUAUAAAAUAACACGAAAAGGAUCCAAUAACUGGUCUACAGUCGAAUCAAAACACAUUUUGGAUGAUAUCAUCAAACAUAGAGGCCGGUUGUACACGUGUGAUAUGUAUGGUACAGUUGAGUUGUGGGCUGAGCCGCCCCGUGCAUGGCCAGAUGAGGAAGUCGCGCAUCACUGGCAGUGGAGGUUUCGCUGUCUGGUGGAGACCCCAGCUGGUGAUCUGAUAAGGGUUAAGCGCCAGAGUCAGAACAAGUUUGCUGUUUGUACCUUGGACAAGGGGACCUUUUCCUGGGUUGAGACCGAUAACAUCGGGGAUCUUGCACUGUUUGUGAGCCACUACAACUCCUUCUGUUUCCCAGCCAAGGACCACCCCAACCUGAAAGCAAACUGCAUCUACUUCAUCGACAUCCACAACAACCUGUGUGCGUUCAACCUUGAGCAUGGUACAAAGGAGCUUGUCAAAGCCCUUGAAAUUGGCCCGGGCCGCAAUGACCACUACCGGCAGCCCCAGCGAGACCAGCUCUUAUGGUUCAUCCCUUCACUUAAGUAAUGACCACUACCGCGCUGCAAUGGCGGUUUUUCCCAAGAUGGAGGUCGUAUGGUAUAGUAGGCUCCGAUGGCUCAGAAUUCCAAAGUAUUGGACAAUCUGCUAUGCAUUGUACUAGUUUAUAUGUCUCUGAACUUCUAAGUAUUGGACGUAAUUGUGGUAGUUUGUUGCUAGAUCAACUGUGUGAACAUUUGAACUAUUCCAAGCUGUGUGUACGCGUGUAUGAAUUUGGAACUCCGUUUCAAGCUGUUUCAGUUUGUAAACUA